GAGGCUUUUGGCUUCGAAUGGGUCCCAUGCUCCCAUCCUGUCCUAAGGCGCGGCCCCAUCUCCAAGGGGCUUCUAACCAAUGGCAGCCAUGAGACUGGCCCUGUCGAGAACAAGCUCUCGACCGGGGUCUUUCGCCCAUGGCGUCGCGAGUAGGGCUCACCUCAGCUGAAAAUGCUCGCUGCUAGCUGUUCCUCUGGCGUCACUCCCCUCACUAGAUCAGGCUGGGCCGGGAACCCCCUCUGCAAAAGAUGGGUCGCCUGCCGGGGCUCGAAGCAGAUUGCAGUGCGAUCGUGGGGCGCUAGGUCCGCUUGGCCAGGGACACUGGCCUUCUACGGCACCCUUUCCAGUGCCUCUGACGCUUCCUGUCGACGUCCCGGGCUGAAAACAGGGGUCCCGAUCUUGCCAGUUUCCGCAACGUCGUACACCAGAGAGCAGCAGAGCCAGCCAGAUACGCUGGAGCACACCCCCCCUUCGGAAUGCCUGGGCCCGGAGCAAGCACUUUGUGAGCCAUUCUAUCUUCCCACCCCAACCCACAAAUCCGUUCGAUUCUACGGGCUCUAUGGCAUCCGUCCCGCCCGCGAUUGGGUUGGCAGCUUCAUCCACCGUGUAAUUAUGCCCUCCACCACGUACAGGCCGACGCACCAAGUUGCUCGGGUCCUUGUCUUCGGCCAGCUGCACUGCCCUCGCAGCCCACACACACUCCUCAAACUCAACGCGCUUCCUUGUCCGUCCCAUUUGCUGUACGAAGUGCGAAGUGCAAAGGCUUCCGGCAUCAUACGGCACUGGAGACCAUCCUAUCCAUGGCCAUCUGCGUACACAGUAUGUGACGCGAAUCACCAUAGUCUGACUGCAUGGGCCAUGGGAUCCUGUCCUUGUCCUCCUGGAAAUACGGCCAUGGAGCAUAGAGCAUGGGCCACUGACAUCCCAUGUCAUUCACCACAGUCGGCCAAUGUCCAACCCUGGCAUUCUGUGCCCCAAUCCAUCCUCCCUGGCUCCACCCUGAGGAAGCCACUCCUAAAAACCAAACGUCCUUGAGUGAAGCGCGCCGCCAAUGCCCACACCCGGAGCCGAAGCCACAGCUGUUCUCGAUUGGCGGACCCCGAAAGGAGGCUUGUCUGAACCCGCCCUUUCUCCUGCUUCGCGAACAGUCCAACCUGACCAAAAGGGCUUGCGACGAGGUGUGGAUGGGGGGUCUUGUUAGCCUCCAAUUCGCCCCAGAUGUCCAUCUAGCCAUGUCCUGCACUUGACUCGAUACAUGUCGUGCUCCUGGUCUCGACAUCCGACGCUGCUCAACCUACACUCACUCGGUUUGCUAUAACCAUAUAAGCUCGUGCCCCCAGCCCAGUUCCCGUCUCUUAUCAGAAUGUGCCUUGGCCCUUGAAGCUUUCGUCACCAAUUACGUGUGCCAGAAUCUCAAUCAAUCACACAAAAGUCUUCACUCUUCGUCAGUGAUGCUCAAGGGAGAAUCAUCACCAGAUCAAUUCCUCCGUCACGCAAACUCACUUUGGCUUCGGCGCCUCU
Messenger RNA from Ilyonectria robusta, 1521 nucleotides. RefSeq lists its product as uncharacterized. Bases 172 to 1035 code for a protein of 287 amino acids. NCBI's taxonomy places the organism in Eukaryota, Fungi, Ascomycota, Sordariomycetes, Hypocreales, Nectriaceae. The record is from RefSeq and is a predicted model, not a curated record. The transcript is spliced from 2 exons.